AGUAAAGAUGCCACAACUGUCUCACGUGUUUACUACAGCUAGCUUUUCGUCAUAAACACGUUUAACUACUGUGUUUAUCUUGAACUCGCGGUUGAUAUGUCUGCUGAACAAGAGUAGAGCAAAAUACAGCACAUCAUUUUAGGGAUCAUUUGAGAUUUUAAUCGACACGUGAAAUCGCUAUGGUUGGCACCAGUUUCAUCAAAUAUUAAGGCUAGCUUGUUUACUAGUUACACAUAAGGCUACGCUAGCUGUUGCACUCCGAACUUCCCAAACUUCCAUAGAAAGUGAACAUGGCCGCUGAUCCACUGAGGGGUAGAAAUGUACCCGAGGAUGCUGUGCAGUAUUCCUUAUUCCUCACCAAGCCAAGUUUGACGGAUGCUGAAGACAACGAAAGAAAAUUGUUGCACUUAAAGGAGCAAAUAUUGACCUGUUUCGCUAAUCUUUUAGUGCAAUAUAUAUGGCAAAAACAGCCAUUCAGUCUGAAAUAUCAGCCCGAAACAGGAUCUGUGCCAGCACAUAUUGGAGGUUGCACAGAGUUUGGUGAUAAUGUGGAAGACGAGUGGUUCAUCGUGUACCUGCUUCAGCAAAUCACAAAGACCUUCCCAGAACUUACGGCCAAGGUGGGAGAUAAUGACGGGGAGUUGCUUCUGAUUGAGGCAGCAGACUACUUGCCGAAGUGGUUGAACCCAGACAACAGUGAGAACAGGGUGUUCUUUUGUAGCGGGCAGCUGCAUAUAAUCCCCUGCCCGUCACGGCCUGGUGAAGUGGGUUGGUCUAGGGAUAAGGUGCCUACCAUAAGCCAGGCCCUUGCUCUCCUGGCCUCUGACAGAGAAGCCUGCUUAGCCAGUUCAAAGAUCCGUUCAGCUCUUCAGAAGAAAUUAGACGGUUUCCCAGAUAAGAUCCAGACAGGUUUUCAUCGAGCCCACUGUUUCCUGCCAGCUGGGAUCGCUACUGUGUUGGCCCAGAGACCGGACCUGCUUGCCCCGGCCGUGUCGGCCUUCUACUUACGAGACCCAGUGGACCUUCAAGCCUGCCGCUCCUUCCGAACCUUUCUACCGGAGACGAGGGUCCUUACCUCGGUGACUUUCACACGAUGCCUGUUUGCUCAGCUCCGGCAGCAGACUUUCAAGCCAGACCGUCGGAGUGGCUACAGCCUGCCUCCUUGCACCCAACCCCAGUAUCAAGCCCACGAGCUCGGGAUGAAGCUGGCCCAUGGGUUUGAGAUCCUGUGCUCCGAGUGUAGAACCCCUUCAUCUGAGCCAGACGCCCCAGCCAGCUGUAACCCGCAGUGGAAAAGCUUCCUGGAGAGUCUGAAAAAGAAUGAUUACUUCAGAGGGGAACUAGAGGGCUCUAAGCAAUACAAAGAACUGAUGACCUCAGCAGAAAAUGUCUUCAAGCAGUCAUUUCUGUGCACACCAAGCUCUUGUGUGAAGUCUCCCGGCGAGGAGGUUCUGCAGAUCCUACAGAGCUCCCCUUACGAUCUGGAAGAACUCAAAAAACAAGAGAAACACCUCCCACCUCAAGACAGUGACAGUUGGCUAGAGCUCACCCCCCAGGACUUGGAGCAGAUCCUGCAGAGGAGAGCAGGCUGUGGCGCGAGUGGAGACCUGGGCAGAGGGACAGGGGAGCGGAGUGCAGCUGGGGGAGAAGAAGAGGCUGAGCAGGAGGCCAGCUAUAGCCUAGUGGCAGUGACUGAGGGGAUGAAGAACUUCAUCAAUACCAUGUCCUCAUAUGAGGGAGCGGAACUACCCUGGUUUCAGGCCAAUGACCCCUUUAGCUUUGAUGCGGACUCUGUGACCAGUGCUCUGGACAAACUCCUGGGAGCAAAGGAUGAAGAGUUGGACUCUGAUGAUUUUGAGGAGGAGGAGGAAGAGGAGGAGGCGGAGGAGGCUUUUGGUUUCUCUGCUCCUCAAAAGCAGUCAGGCGCCGAAGCCCUUGACGGUCUGAAGAGCUAUAUGGACCAAAUGGACCAAGAACUCAGGGGCACAAAUGUUGGAAAGAGUUUCACGCUGCCUGAAAAACAAGAGGACAAGGAAGCAAACCCAUCUGGAGCCCCCAAAGCUCGUCCCAGCACUGAACAGGAAGGAGAAGAGAUUCAACCUCUGGAUGUGGAUCUUAACCUAGUCACCAAUCUACUAGAAUCCCUGGCUUCACAGGCAGGCCUAGCAGGACCUGCAUCAAACCUGCUGCAGAGCAUGGGCUUCCAUCUUCCAGCAAAUUCAGACCGCCCCUGAUUUUGGAUGACUUGCUCAGAUACCACAGUGAGCUCCCAUCAUCAACUGACCUGAUGUCAGUCCCUCUCAACAGCAAGCACUCAUGUGAUGUAACCAAGCACUUACACAGGGACAGCUGAGCUAACAAAGCAAACACCUGAUGUUGCAUAGAAGCAGCUCUGCCUCCUGAUGCAGUGUGUUUCUCAGUGAGCUCCUCAUCUCCCUCUGUGUCCUGUCUAAGAGAAUGGACAACAAGCAGGGGGAAAGAAGUCUGAGCAAUGCGGUUUCAUUUCACUCAAGGCAGAACGUUGAUACUUUUGUACAUGUUUGAGAACCAGAACCUUUAACUGCAUUUAAGAUCUUGGUCUUGUAGCGUUUUCUGUAAAGUAUAAUAAAUAAAUAAAUAAAUAAUUUUGCAUAGUA
This is a messenger RNA of Clupea harengus (Atlantic herring), 2636 nucleotides long. RefSeq names its product ecdysoneless cell cycle regulator (gene ecd). The record is from RefSeq and is a predicted model, not a curated record. Gene Ontology annotation, cellular component: nucleus. Lineage: Eukaryota; Metazoa; Chordata; Actinopteri; Clupeiformes; Clupeidae.